AUGGGAUUUUUAAAAGAAAAAGCACAUACAGAGAUUACAGAUGAAUUAGAUCAUCUUUUAUUAUCCUCAGAUGUACCUGUAGAUAGAAAUAUUACACAAGUUCGUAAAAUUAUCAACUUGAUUAAAAGUGAAUCCAGAUAUGAAUACCGUGAAAAUCAAACAGAGGCAGCAAGGGUUAUUAGAAAGAAAUUGAAACAUGGGGAUUCACAAAUAAUCUUAAAUACAAUGGCAUUAUUGGAUUUAUUUAUUAUGAAUGGUAUCAAGUUUGGUGCUAUUUAUAAUAACGCUAAAUUAUUAGAUAGAUUAAGUAUGAUUUCUUUAAAAGAAAUUAGUGAUGAUCAAGUCAACACUUAUUAUGAGCCUAAAGUUAUUGAAGCUGUAAGAAAUUAUGUUUUAAAUUGGUAUGAUUAUAUUGAAAGAAAUGGGUUAUCUGAUAUCCGUAGUUAUAAAGGUAUUAUAUCCAUUGCAGAAAGAAUUCAAAAAGGAAUAGAAAGAGCGGAAGAAAAAUUGAAGAAAACAGCACAGAGUUUAAAAUCUAGUAGUUCAGUAAGACCAGGUAGAUAUACAGGAACUGAUGAGGAUGAUUAUUUUAAUGAUGAUAAUGGUUUUUCACGUUCAAGUAAAAACUCUAGACAAACUUCAACAAGAAAUGAAGGUGGAAAAAAUUAUGAAUUACAUGCAAGAAAAUCUAGUACUCCAACUUCUCGUAAUCAACGUCGUUCUCGUGGGUCAAUUGAUAAAUCGAAAAUCCCCAUAGUAAUUAGUGAUGCGAUUUCAGCAAGUGUUGUAUUAAAUAAUUCACUAACAAUGGUCUCAGAUGAUAGCUUUAGUAGGGAUUAUCCUGAAGUUGAAAAUGCAUUUAAUAAAGCAAGAUCCAUUAGACGUAAGAUCUUACAAUAUUUACAACUUGUCACUGAUGAGAAAUAUUUAGGAGAAUUGAUCCAUGCAAAUGAUCAAUUAGUUAAUGCAUUAGAGAAGUACGAUAAAAAAAAUGGUGAAUUUGAAAAAGAUGAACCAGAAGAAGAUUUAGAAUCAAGUGAAGAGGGAAUGUCUAUGUUUAUGUCAUCAGAUGAUGAGAGUUUAGUAAAUAAGAAUCAUAUAUUAGGUAAUAGACCUCGUGGAAUUUCUGUUGCAUCAAAUCCAUUCGGUGAUGGUCAUACAUUUUAA
Messenger RNA from Henningerozyma blattae CBS 6284, 1167 nucleotides. RefSeq names its product Lsb5p (gene LSB5). The coding region runs from base 1 to 1167 and encodes 388 amino acids. NCBI's taxonomy places the organism in Eukaryota, Fungi, Ascomycota, Saccharomycetes, Saccharomycetales, Saccharomycetaceae. Gene Ontology annotation, molecular function: ubiquitin binding; phosphatidylinositol binding. Gene Ontology annotation, biological process: actin cortical patch localization; endocytosis; actin filament organization. Gene Ontology annotation, cellular component: actin cortical patch. The transcript has a single exon. The record is from RefSeq and is a predicted model, not a curated record.